Molecule: messenger RNA, 908 nt
Organism: Merops nubicus (carmine bee-eater)
Lineage: Eukaryota; Metazoa; Chordata; Aves; Coraciiformes; Meropidae
Gene: NUDT9
Product: nudix (nucleoside diphosphate linked moiety X)-type motif 9
Exons: 7
Coding region: 1-888 (295 amino acids)
Cellular component (GO): mitochondrion
Molecular function (GO): ADP-ribose diphosphatase activity
Source: RefSeq, a predicted model, not a curated record
AUGUGCAGCAGGCACGGCGUGGGGCUGUCCCACAGCAGAGCUCUCACCUCCCCGUACCCGGGGUCGCAGGUGCGGCGCUGCCCCGUUCCCGAGGACCGGCUGGGCUGGCGCGUGGCGUGGCAGGACUACGAGCCCGUGGAGUACACGGCAGCCGCCGUGCUGGCACGGCCCCGCUGGGCAGAUCCACACAUCAGUGAUAAAGAUUUUUCUCCCAAAUUCAAUGAGAGAGAUGGAGAAGUGGAGAGGAAGAGUCUGAAUGGCCUGUACGUCGUUGAGAACGGGAGGCCCCGAAAUCCAGCAGGAAGGACUGGCCUCACAGGCAGAGGACUCUUGGGGCGCUGGGGCCCCAACCAUGCUGCUGAUCCUGUUGUCACUAGGUGGAAGAGGGAUGGAAGUGGCAAUAAAGUUGCUCAUCCGGUUACUGGGAAAAACAUCUUGCAGUUCGUAGCCAUCAAGAGGAAGGACUGUGGGGAGUGGGCCAUCCCAGGGGGGAUGGUGGACCCAGGGGAGAAGAUCAGUGCUACCCUGAAGCGAGAAUUUGGGGAGGAGGCCUUGAAUGCCUUGGAGAAAUCACCUGAGGAGAAGGCUGAACUGGAGAAGCAACUCCACAAGUUGUUCAGCCAGGAACACUUUGUGGUGUACAGAGGAUAUGUGGAUGACCCUCGUAACACUGACAACGCCUGGAUGGAGACAGAGGCUGUCAACUACCAUGAUGAAACUGGUGAGACAAUGGAUCAGUUGCCUCUGGAAGCAGGUGAUGAUGCUGGAGCAGUGAAGUGGGUUGACAUCACUGAGAAGCUCAAGCUGUAUGCAAAUCACAGCUACUUCCUUAAGCUUGUGACUGAGAAGUGGGGAGCCCACUGGAGUGAGGGUCCUGCUCCCGAGUAGCUGACAUGCCAAGGAGAGAA